UUAUAAACGCACCAGAAGGCAGCAUAGCUCCACACUGUGAUAUUGAGAGGUCAUAUAUUUCGAAAAAGAAAGCCAACCAGAAAGCCAGGAUGUCUGAAGAGCUGUCCCUCAACAUAAACAUCAAGGAGCCAAGAUGGGACCAAGGCACAUUUAUGGGGCGCGCCAAGCACUUCUUCAUGGUCACGGACCCCAGGAACGUCCUGCUGUCCUCUGAGACUUUGGAGGAGGCCAGAGGGAUCAUGGAGGACUACAGUGCCGGGGUCGCGAAGCCUGGUCUGACGGAGGAUGCGCUCUGGAGAGCCAAGUACAUCUACGACUCCGCCUUCCACCCCGACACUGGAGAGAAGAUGGUUGUGGUUGGCCGGAUGUCAGCUCAAGUGCCGAUGAACAUGUCCAUCACAGGCUGCAUGCUCACCUUCUACAGGACUACUCCGGCUGUAGUGUUCUGGCAGUGGAUUAACCAGUCCUUCAACGCUGUCGUCAACUACACCAACCGCAGUGGAGAUGCUCCCAUGACCGUGAAUCAACUUGGUGUCGCCUACGUCAGUGCUACUACUGGCGCUGUGGUCACUGCCCUGGGUCUCAAGUCUCUAGCUACGCGUCUCCCGCCGAUCGCCAGCCGGUUUGUCCCCUUUGCUGCCGUUGCUGCUGCGAACUGUAUCAACAUUCCCUUCAUGAGACAGAGGGAGUUGAAGUACGGUAUCCCUGUGAUGGAUGAGAAUGGAAACAGGUUAGGAGAGUCCGCCAAUGCUGCCAAGCAGGCCAUUGUGCAGGUGGUGGUGUCAAGGAUCGGCAUGGCAAUGCCAGCAAUGGCCAUUCCCCCUGUGAUAAUGAAUACUCUGGAGAAGAAAGCGUUCAUGAAGCGGUUCCCACUUCUAAAUGCUCCGGUCCAGGUGGGGCUCGUCGGUUUGUGCCUGGUGUUUGCAACUCCUCUGUGCUGCGCCCUCUUCCCGCAGAAAAGCUCUAUGAGUGUGAGCGGGCUGGAAGCAGACCUGCAGGAGAGGAUACGACAGACAAGUCCAAACACCACCACCGUCUACUUCAACAAGGGCCUGUAGGACCAGCCAACACAUCUACACGCACACCCACACGCACACAAGACAAAGAUACACUCACACACACAUGCUAUGUACACGUCUGUUGUCCUGUGGGCAAAACUGAAUUGAAUUAUGUUUUUCGUCGUCGUUAUUGUUGUGUGUUGCUGCAUUUGUUUUUGUUUUAUUUAACCGCAUGGAGCCGCUCCUAGUGUAACAGGGUUAGGUUGUUAAUUGUUGUUGACAGAAGGAAAAACAAAACACUUUGAGAAGGGAGAGCACUGACUGUUCUCUCUGAAGAGCACUGCCUGUUCGCUCUGUACAUAGGUGGCACUCCUUAGAAAAGAGAAACUGACUCCUGUUUUUGUUUUUUUAUUAUUGUGUUGUGUGUUUUCUGUCUUCCUUUGGUCAAACCUGCCUGUAGGGAGGCGACUCAUGAAUUUGUGUUUCACUCUCAAAUAUUUCAUGUUGCAUUCAGGUUAACAUAAGUUUGAGGUACUUUGGUUAAUUAUUUGUAACUCCAGAUUCAAAUGAAGGCUUGUGCUUUUAAGGCUUCUGAAUUAUUUUGUUUUGCCUAGAGCCCCCCCCCCCCCCUCCUUUCAUUGAGAUUUCCUCUUUACAAUUCCUGGCUAGUCAGCACUGCCAUAUUCUUUUUUGAAAAGUAAUAUUUUAAGCUCUUACACACUGACUAAAGUGUUGAAAUUGCAGCUUCUUGCUCGCUUCAUCUCCCCUGAAGUGUACUUAUGUCCCUUCAUAUUCAUAGGCCAGGUAAUUAGGUGCUAGGUAGAAUGUGGCAAAGAAAAUAUGUAGACAUUAUACUGCAAAAGCUCCCAAAGCAAAGCCAUAGAGCGCAUCAGUGAACACGGAGAGUGCUUUCUAUCAACAUCAUUAUGUACUGUUGAGAUCACGUAAUGAACAAGUGCAGUCGCUAGCUUAAGUGGCAUAUUAAUGAAAUAUUUGAUUGUUGUUGUUGUUGUUGUUGUUGUUAGUGGUGGUGCUUGUUCCGAGGUUGUCAAGUGGAGGAAUAUACUCUGUUGUGUCUAAUUUCAGGUCCAUAAAGUCGGACAUGCAGGGUUCUGAUCAGAGCCAUUGAUGUCCCAUCGUUCCCCUUGAAAGUAGCUCAUGUUGCGAGUCAAAAUACUAAAUGCUUAUUUCUAGGCAGGGCAGUGGGUAAGUCUUUGUUGUGGCUUUGUGAAAGUGGUCAGUUUGAACUUCUCCGAUGAAAUUCAUUCAUAUUGUUACUGAAACACGUGUGGUUAGAUGAUUAGUGAUGAUCAGUGAGGAAAUAUCAGCUGUAUUUAUCUCUGGAUUAUGCAAGAAUAAGUCUAUUUUUUCUUUGAUAUUUAAAUAUAAAUACAUAUAUAUGAUGUACAAUAUAUUAUGGAGCACAUAUGCAUGAUGAUUUUUAGGGGUGUGCCUCUGUUGGUGAAUCACGUAUGCAGCGGAAGAGAGCACAGUUUGCUGCUAAUGAGCGAGCGCACCUCGAGAGCUAAUGAGUGUUCAGAUGAGAGGAUCGGUCCUCCAGUGGACACGGUCGCAGAGUACCAACUAUGAGUCAAUGUUUGUGCAAAGUCAUGUUUUGUGUAUGUUGGUCAAAGAAAACGUAACCCAACACUAAGAUUGUUCAAACUUCCAUUCACCUCCAUCGAGCAUCUGCAGUCACUCGAGUUCGUGUUUCAGGAAUUUGAAGUUGAUUUGUUUAAAGUAAACUGAUUGUGGGCGUUAAGGGACUGUAGCAACUGCCCACGUAUCAACUUCUGUACAGAAAUGCACAAUGAUUGUGUUUUAAAUGUGAUUCUGGAAUUGAAGUUUAAUUCCAAAGUGCUCUACGGAUCAUUUUAGAAACACGUGCGACGCUAACGUCAAAUAUACGACGACUCACUUCUGUGUGAGAACGUGGAUGUCUUUGUAUCAUUUUUGGAACGUUCACCAUUGUCAUUCACAUUUUCAUUUAAACAUGUAACACCCGGACCACAGCUACAGUUUGAGUCCUUUGCCCCGCCCCCCUCUGUGACACAAAGACAUGAUCACAUGCACUGCAGGACAGUGUUUCAGAGUCAGCAUCACUAAUGUAUUCUGAUAUUUGAUAUGUACCCCGGCUGCAUCAUUAGGACCUAGUUAUCGUGUGUGUGUGUGUGUGUGUGUGUGUGUGUGUGUGUGUGUGUGUGUGGGGUGUUUUCCUGCUGUGGAUGAAAUUGCACUAUAUAACCUUUGCUGUGCUGCUGGAGGAGCUGGAUGGAUUUGUGUUGCUGUUUAAAGAAUGAGCUUCUGAAGAUUGUUUAUAUUGAAGAUUGUAUUUGUUCAUGGUGCUGGAUGACAUUGACUGAACUUACUGCUAACUAAUAAUCUGUUCAGUGUGUUUGGCAGUUUUCAUUGCUCAUAAGCAAGAUGCUUUAACUUCUGCUUUUUUUUUUUGUCCUUUGUUUUUCUGCUCUUGGAAUUAUGGCGCACAAGUGUCAAGAACAAAACUGGAGGGUCUGAGUCGGCAUUUAAAUACAUUUGUAAACGUGUAUCUCAGCUUGUGACCGUAACGUGUCGCACCAAUAGAUCUAUCCAAAGAGGAGACGGGUAUGAAUUGGCUUGAGGAGAAGGGUGUAGCUUUUCAUGUUUUUGUUUCAGCUUUAACGUAUGGACCGUUUCUCUCAAAAGCACACCAAAUUUUUCAAAAACGUAGCAAAGCAUCGUCAUUAACACAGUUUACAGAUUGGACGUAUAAACAAAUCCCAACACACAGUUUAGUUUAGUUUAAAGAUCAUAUUUUUGGCAUUGAUUUUUAUUGACAUUCAAUAAACUCUCAUAAUGAACUUCACAUAACACAUUCUGGCGACCUGGUUGAAAACCCACUAAAUUAAGAAUUUAGUUGUGCAUGAAAUUAAGAAAACAUCAAAUCUUGUGCAUAUGGCUGGCACAAAUGAAAAGACAAUCCAUUAUUCGUAACACUCCAUGAAUGUUUUUGUCGUGUACAUACAAUUUACACCUGUAGAUCUGUCCGCGUUGGUGCAGUGUUUUCUCCCUCGAUUUUGUAUUGUGGUUAAAUAUAUUUCCUUGAUGUGGAAUGUAUUUUACUCAGAGCAAUAGAAUAAAAUAUGUUACAUUAAAGUUCAAA
Molecule: messenger RNA, 4140 nt
Organism: Anarrhichthys ocellatus (wolf-eel)
Lineage: Eukaryota; Metazoa; Chordata; Actinopteri; Perciformes; Anarhichadidae
Gene: sfxn3
Product: sideroflexin 3
Exons: 11
Coding region: 90-1058 (322 amino acids)
Biological process (GO): serine import into mitochondrion; monoatomic ion transport
Cellular component (GO): mitochondrial inner membrane
Molecular function (GO): monoatomic ion transmembrane transporter activity
Source: RefSeq, a predicted model, not a curated record